UGAGUUCGAAAAUCAUCUCGAGCUGCAAUCCAACACUCCAUGUUGAGUCAAUUCCCCAAACAAAAUCACCCCAAAUUAUGUCCUUCAGUUCCCAGCUAAUUAUCAAGUCAAGAAAGCCAUCGAAGGCCCGCGCCACGGCCCGAAUCUCAGCCUCAUACGCCCCUGCCCGAACCAAGGAGACACUGUACGUCAGCAACAUCGACUACAACCUGACCAACUCCGACCUCCACACGAUCUUCUCCACCUUCGGCAAGCUCGCCAAGGUCACGGUGCUCAAGGACCGCGCCACGCGCCAGAGCAAGGGCGUGGCGUUCGUCCUCUUCGUCCGCCGCGAGGACGCCGCCAGGGCGGCCAAGGAGAUGGAUGGGAAGAUCCUUAACGGCCGAACCCUACGCGCCUCGAUCGCCGGCGACAACGGGCGCGCGACGGAGUUCAUUAAGAAGAAGGUGUACAAGGACAAAAGCAGGUGCUACGAGUGCGGCGAGGAGGGGCAUUUGUCGUACGAGUGCCCGCGGAAUUUUUUGGGGCCGAGGGAGUUGCCGCCGCCGCCGAAGAAGGGGCGGCGAGGCGGUAGCAGUGGAGGGGAGAGUAGGGGGAGGGAUUUUGAGGGGGAGGCGGCUGGUGGAAAUUGGGGAGAAUUAAAAUCAGGUAUAGGGUUUGGUGUUUUCACACCAAACCCUCCAUCUUUUCCUAAUUCUCAUAAAGGACCCCAUUUUAUGCAAACUACCCCCCCAAGUUCCGAAAUAUUACGAAAGCCACCCCUUGAUUGUUCUGAAUUGCAAAAAUUACCCCAUGUUAUGAGAAUUACCCCCUAG
Messenger RNA from Salvia miltiorrhiza (redroot sage), 815 nucleotides. Its product is annotated as U11/U12 small nuclear ribonucleoprotein 31 kDa protein-like. Gene Ontology annotation, biological process: mRNA splicing, via spliceosome. The record is from RefSeq and is a predicted model, not a curated record. Lineage: Eukaryota; Viridiplantae; Streptophyta; Magnoliopsida; Lamiales; Lamiaceae. Bases 78 to 815 code for a protein of 245 amino acids. Gene Ontology annotation, molecular function: zinc ion binding; RNA binding. Gene Ontology annotation, cellular component: U12-type spliceosomal complex. The transcript has a single exon.